This is a messenger RNA of Stylophora pistillata, 2046 nucleotides long. Its product is annotated as snurportin-1. The record is from RefSeq and is a predicted model, not a curated record. Gene Ontology annotation, cellular component: cytoplasm; nucleus. Gene Ontology annotation, biological process: snRNA import into nucleus; protein import into nucleus. NCBI's taxonomy places the organism in Eukaryota, Metazoa, Cnidaria, Anthozoa, Scleractinia, Pocilloporidae. Gene Ontology annotation, molecular function: nuclear import signal receptor activity; protein binding.
GGAGGGAAAUUGAAGAAUUUUGAACAAUUAUUUCGAGAUUAAAAUCGUCUAGUCUGUGAAAAGGCGAGAUAGUUAUGCAUUGAACAAUUAAAUAUUCCUGUGGUUCUUCGGGACUGAACGGCUAAACUUCGCUUCUUUUUGUUUCAAAAUGGAGGGUCUUUCUGAAUCAUUCGCAGCCAGUUUUACAGUUUCCUCUGACCCAAACGACACUUCAGCGCCCCAUCCAAGGAUGACACAGUAUAAAAUGAAGCCCAGUAACACACCAGAUCAGUUUUUACGAAGGAAAAGAAUGUUGGAGGAGCAGAAAAAACACAGGCGAGACUAUGUCAACUAUGCAAGAAAACUGGUGGAAGGAUGUUUAGAAGUUGAAGAUGUCGAGACAGAGGAGAUGGAGUUUAUUGAGGAGAGUGACAAGAAAAGCAGGAGAAGUCGUAAAAAGAAAUUUAAUCCUUAUGCAUAUCAGCUGAUGUUAUCCGAGUGGCUUGUUGAUAUUCCUGAUGAUUUAAAGGGGGAGUGGUUGAUGGUUAUUUGUCCAGUGGGCAAAAGGAACCUUGUCAUUGCCGCAAAUGGAUAUACUGCUGCAUACACUAAAAGUGGCUACAGGGUGAACAAGUUUUCUUCAUUACUCCCUGGAGGAAGUCCAAAAACUCUCAAACCUGGAGAUUACACCAUCUUGGACUGUAUCUUCAAUGGACUAACAAACACUUUCCAUGUGUUGGAUGUCAUGACCUGGAGAGGUCAUCCUGUGUAUGACAGCGAGACAGAUUUUAGGUUUUACUGGCUGCAGACAAAGCUUCAGGAAGAGCCUUUGGUGACACAAGCGUCGGCUGACAACCCAUACAGAUUUAUCAGUUUGCAUCAUCAUCCAUGUGAUGCCAGUUCCAUUUCUGAGGCUUUGAUCAGUGUCACAUCAGUCAAUGAGGUCGAUGGUUUGUUGUUCUUUCACAAGAGGACGCAUUACACUUGUGGAAGAACACCUCUGGUCGGCUGGUUAAAACCGUACAUGCUUCCUGAAAUAUUGGGGCUCCCUGUGCCUGAUGCUUUCAUGGUAGGGGUUCCUGCGGUAAAUAAACUUACUUUGCUGAAGUCGAACAAGGAGUUACGAGAUGGCGAUGAGGAAAAGAGGUUAGCGAGUGAGAACUGUGUAAUUGAAGAGAAAAUGGAAGUUCAGAAAACAAAGAAAAAACAGAGGAGAAAACAUGUUUCUAAAACUGGUGCAGGAAUGGAGGUUGAGGAGGAAUCAAAAGAAAAUAUACAACAUGAGGACACGAGUGAAAAGAUGGAAGUUUCCAAGAGAACUUCCAAACGAGGAAGACGUAAGAAAGGCGAUAAUGAUAUGGAUGUGAGUCAGACUGACGAAACAAUAUCUUGAAGUUGUAAAGACCUCUAUCAUCAAUGGCGGGUGUAACUAUUAAGAAAGCUUUCUCUGCGAUCCUUUUGAGUGCAAAUUCUAUCACUUCUAAGUCUACUGACGGGGCCAGGGUGACUCAGUUAAACGCAUUUAAUAAAAAAUAAAAAAUGAAAAAUAAUACUUAAUCUCGCAAUUUAGUAAGACUCGCACAGUUAUAAGAACCAGUUCCUCAGUUUUCAACGAGCCCAGCGGAUGCAUUCGAGAAGCGACUAGAAAUUUUAGCUUUAGCCUCCCCCACUCCUUUCUUGGUCACGCUUUGUGUUUUGUUUGCUAAAGGUAAACUUGAGGACUUGAGGCUCACCAUUGACCAUGAAUCCCGUGACAAACGAUGUACAAAAGAAGGAAAUUACAGCAAACGUUAGUGACGGAUCAAUGAUCUUAUCUACAUGUAUUUGCCUCUCAAGCCUUGUGCAUAACGAGAAAAUAUGAUCCGCCUUAAGGUUCGUUGUUAAAAAGGUAAAAAGGUCAAGCUCAAAAGUUGGGGGGGGGGGGGAAUCCAAGUUUAGGAUCGGUUAGUGCGCCCAUUUGGUUGCUCCGCUGACAGUCCGUAUUUUUGCCUUGUUUUCGGUGUCCUACCGUCGCAUAUUUUACGCAUUCCGUUGCCUCUACAUGGUACAGUAGCGCAAUGGCGGAAU